Molecule: messenger RNA, 1175 nt
Organism: Ochlerotatus camptorhynchus
Lineage: Eukaryota; Metazoa; Arthropoda; Insecta; Diptera; Culicidae
Product: glutathione S-transferase theta-1-like
Exons: 2
Coding region: 307-990 (227 amino acids)
Cellular component (GO): cytoplasm
Source: RefSeq, a predicted model, not a curated record
AGCCGGAGAGUUCAGUUCAGUUUGGAGUUGCAUUUCCAACGGACGCAGACGCGUUUAGUCAGUCGGUAAAGGCAUUCCGCCUAAAAUCGCUACCCCUCAUUCAACCAACCGAGCUCUGCAGCAGUGUGUGACUGGUGUGAACUACGUGACUUUCGACAUAUUUACACGCACCUCUUGAAAGCAGGCACGAAAUUCACAUUGCAUUCACCUCCCAGUUGUGUGUUGGUGCACACGCGCGAUAAUUUCUUUUGGAACCGAACCGAUUGUGCGAUAAUUAUUUUCAAUUGAUUAGCAACUGUUGCCAAGAUGCCACGACCGGUAAAAUUUUUCUACGAUCUCCUGUCAACACACUCCCGUGCCCUCUACAUGUUCUUCGAGGCUACCAAGAUCCCGUACGAUCCGAUUCCGGUUUGCGCAACCAAAGGAGAACAUCUGACCGAUGAGUACAAGCAAUGCGUCAACCGGUUCCAGCAGGUACCGAGCAUCAUCGACGACGGGUUCAAGCUGUCCAAUGGCGUCACCAUCCUCAAGUACUUGAUCAGAGAGAAACUAAUCCCGGAACACUGGUACCCGCGAGACAAUCAAGUGCGAGCGAAAAUCGAUGAAUACCUCGAGUGGCAGCACGACAACAGUUCAAAGGUGUUCAAUGCAUACGUACAGGAAAAGUGGACUCUCAAAAACGCGGAAGAUGACCGCUCGAGUGUCGAGAAAGUCGAAGAGUAUCGUCGCCAGGUCGAGCAAAAUCUGAACCAGCUGGAGCGUGAAUGGCUCGUCCCCGGGCGGUUCAUCAUUGGCGAUCGGAUCACGAUUGCCGACAUUCUGGCCGCUUGCGAGAUCGAGCAGCCCAAGAUUGUCGGAAUGGAUCCGUUCCAGGGUCGUCCCAAGCUGGCGGCCUGGGUCGAGAAGGUGCGAUACACGAUGACGCCCUACUACCAAGAAGCCCAUCAGGACUUUUACAAGUUUACUGAGAAGGCGGCACUAAAGAACUGAAUGUAUAAAUAUGGACUUGAUGAGUUGAGAGUGGUUUGCCGGCGACCAAGGUCGUCACUUUGUAAUAUUUUAGACUUCUAGAUGUAUUAUAUACAUUUGUGUAUUUAGUAUUAACCGGUUAAGUUUUCUAUUCUAUAAGUAGAUUUAAGAUUAUGUCAAUAAAAUGGAAAUGACUCGUUUGCCUA